Messenger RNA from Gavia stellata (red-throated loon), 1401 nucleotides. It is a transcript of the gene SPOCK1, whose product is annotated as SPARC (osteonectin), cwcv and kazal like domains proteoglycan 1. Gene Ontology annotation, molecular function: calcium ion binding; protein binding. The transcript has 12 exons. Bases 85 to 1401 code for a protein of 438 amino acids. Lineage: Eukaryota; Metazoa; Chordata; Aves; Gaviiformes; Gaviidae. The record is from RefSeq and is a predicted model, not a curated record.
CGAGCAGCGGCAGCCGCACAAAGGAGAGGCGGCGGAGGCGGCGCGCACGGUGCUCGGAGCCCCGGCCGGCGGCACUGCCCGGAGAUGUCGGGGGUGCUGGUAAUCGCUGCCUGGUGCUUCCUGCAAGUGGAGAGCCGGCAUCCUGAAAUCAUCACGAGUAACAGCAACCAUGGCAAUUUCCUGGACAACGACAAAUGGCUGAGCACCGUUUCGCAGUACGAUAAAGACAAGUACUGGAACAAAUUCAGGGAUGAAGUCGAAGAUGAUUAUUUCAGAAACUGGAAUCCAAACAAGCCUUUCGAUCAAGCCCUUGAUCCAUCCAAAGACCCGUGUUUGAAGGUAAAGUGCAGCCCACAUAAAGUGUGUGUCACUCAUGACUACGAAACUGCGAUUUGCGUAAGCCGCAAGCAGCUGGUACACAGCCUUCGACAAAAGAAAGGGAACUUGGCCCAGAAGCACUGGACUGGACCAGCUACCAUAGUAAAGUGCAAGCCUUGCCCCAUGGCGCAUGCCAACGCUGUCUGUGGCUCUGAUGGCCAUACGUAUACUAGCAAGUGCAAGUUGGAGUUUCAUGCAUGUACUUCUGGCAAAACCAUCACAGCUCGAUGCGAAGGGCCCUGCCCCUGCCUUCCAGGACCUGAGAGUUCAAAACACAGGGUGGAGAAGACCGCUUGCACAGACAAAGAACUGAGGAAUCUCGCUUCGCGACUAAAAGACUGGUUCGGUGCUCUUCACGAGGACGCAAAUCGUGUCAUCAAACCAACAAGCUCGGAGACGGCACAAGGCAGAUUUGACACCAGCAUACUACCAAUCUGUAAGGAUUCCUUAGGCUGGAUGUUCAACAAACUUGAUAUGAACUAUGACCUGCUGCUGGAUCCCUCGGAGAUCAGUGCCAUUUAUCUGGAUAAGUAUGAGCCAUGCGUCAAGCCUCUCUUCAACUCUUGCGACUCCUUCAAAGACGGAAAGCUGUCGAACAAUGAGUGGUGCUACUGCUUCCAGAAGCCGGGCGGUCUUCCUUGCCAGAAUGAAAUGAAUAGAAUUCAAAAGCUAAGUAGAGGGAAGAGUCUGUUGGGUGCUUUCAUCCCACGCUGCAAUGAAGAAGGUUAUUACAAAGCCACUCAGUGCCACGGCAGCACAGGGCAGUGCUGGUGUGUUGAUAAGUACGGGAAUGAGAUAGCCGGCUCAAGAAAGCAAGGGACAGUUAGUUGUGAAGAAGAGCAAGAAACCUCAGGGGAUUUUGGCAGCGGUGGAUCUGUUGUAUUGUUGGAUGAUUUGGAUGAGGAACCUGAAGCAGCAAAAAAAGACAAAGAAGGGAAACUGAAGAUUCAUGUAAGAGCAGCUAAUGAAGAUGAUGAAGAUGAAGAUGAUGAUAAGGAUGAUGAAAUUGGUUAUAUAUGGUAG